AUGCAACAUACAAGACUGUUUAGAUGUACAAAUGAAAAGGGCUAUUUUUCUGUGUCUGAAAAAACUGUUGAUUUUUGUCAGGAGGAUCUUGAAAAUGAUGACGUUAUGAUUGUGGAUGAUGGCAAUUUUGUUUAUAUAUGGCUGGGAACUGGUAUAAACAUUUUGUUUAAUUUUUUUCUGAUUUUUUUCUGGUUUCUUGGCCACAACCUAGUUUUUCUGGUCCGGGUUGUUUCUGAUUUUUAA
This is a messenger RNA of Meloidogyne enterolobii, 243 nucleotides long. Lineage: Eukaryota; Metazoa; Nematoda; Chromadorea; Rhabditida; Meloidogynidae. The record is from the annotation of a GenBank genome assembly.